Molecule: messenger RNA, 5914 nt
Organism: Mytilus trossulus (common blue mussel)
Lineage: Eukaryota; Metazoa; Mollusca; Bivalvia; Mytilida; Mytilidae
Product: transcription factor CP2-like
Exons: 18
Coding region: 209-1804 (531 amino acids)
Biological process (GO): regulation of transcription by RNA polymerase II
Cellular component (GO): nucleus
Molecular function (GO): DNA-binding transcription activator activity, RNA polymerase II-specific; RNA polymerase II cis-regulatory region sequence-specific DNA binding
Source: RefSeq, a predicted model, not a curated record
GCACAGGUGAAGGCCAAAAGAAGUGUGUGAUUAUUUUGACAACAAAAGACUAAAAGUGUAUAUAUUGCCGUUAUAAUUCUUUGAUUUUGAAGGUGAAAGUAUAAACAAAAGUUCAAACUUAUAUGUAUAACAGAUCGAGGGGUCUUGGUAGAGUUGUCAAGUCACAACUGGAGAUUUGCAAAUUUUACUAUAUAUUGGUGGAAGUCAAAUGUCCUACGGUUGGUCGUCCGAUGAACUUGGUACCACAGGAAGUAAACGGACGAAAAUGUCCCACCAUAACAUCAGUAUCACAAGCUGGGACAUUAAUGAUUCUUUGGCGGCUGACUUUGAUGGUUCAUUAUCCGGUCUAGGAAAUGACCUGGGAUCAGGCACUUAUAACAUGAGUGAAGCAUUGCUUGCAUUACCAGUCUUUAAACAGGAAAACUUGGACACUGGGUUCCAAUAUAUAUUAGGGGCAGCCACAUCUCCAGCAGUGAAACUUAAUGAAGAAACACUAACCUACCUCAAUCAAGGACAGUCGUAUGAAGUAAAAAUGAAGAAACUUGGUGAUUUAUCAGAUUUCCAAGGAAAGUAUCUAAAGAGUAUUAUACGAGUUUGUUUCCAUGAGAGAAGAUUACAAUACAUGGAAAAAGAACAAAUGGAAUCUUGGAAACAGACACGACCAGGGGAGAGAAUUCUAGAGCUCGACAUUCCACUUUCAUAUGGCAUAAUUCAUUACAAAAAAGACACACCUAGUCUGAAUACAAUAGACUUUAUAUGGGAUCCUACCAAAGAAUGUGGUAUAUAUAUAAAAGUACAUUGUAUAAGUACAGAAUUUACUCAGAAGAAGCAUGGUGGAGAAAAGGGUGUGCCGUUCAGGAUACAAGUAGAGACACAUACAUAUGGUGAUGAAGAUUCAAAGUUGUUACAUUGUGCCUCAUGUCAGGUCAAAGUUUUCAAGCCCAAGGGAGCAGACAGAAAACAUAAAACAGACAGAGAAAAGAUUGAUAAAUUAAAUGAAACAGAUAAGGAUAAAUAUCAACCUUCCUAUGAAUGUACAGUAUUAACUCAGAUAAAUGUAGACCAGAUGGCAUCCACAAUAUUACAGCCUGGACCUUCCACACCUAGUACUAGUGCUGCAUUGGUUGAACCUAGUUUUAUUGGAAGAAAUGGUUCUUUUGCCAAUUUGAGUGAAAGUUUUUCCCAGAUCAAUACAAAUUCUCCCACGCCUCCAUCAAUGUCAGCAGCCUCUUCACCAUUUAGAUGUAAUAGUGAAGAAGACAAUGAACAGAAGGUCAAAAGUCCAGAGUUAAAAACAUCAAAGGAGAAAAUAAUCUUAGAUGGGAUACCACUGCCAUCAGAUGCCAUAGCAGAUACUGUUUCAGCAUGGUUACAAGCCAAUAGAUUUAACAGUCAUGUUAGAGUUUUCCAAAAUUUCUCAGGUCCAGAUAUAUUGAGGUUGACAAGAGAUGAUCUCAUACAGAUUUGUGGUAUAGCAGAUGGUAUACGACUCAAUAAUGCCUUACAAUCCAAAGCAGUGAGGCCUCGUUUAACAAUAUUUGUAUGUCAAGAAACAGAUUCAGUUUACCAUGCCCUGUAUUUAGAUACGUUCACAAGUCAAGAAUUGAUUGGAAAACUGGCAAAGUUGUACAGUGUAUCAUCACAACAGAUAGCAGAAUUAUACUGUUCUGGUCCAUCAGGGAUUUAUAUACUUAUCACAAAUGAGGUUGUUCAGAAUUUUAAAGACCAGGCUAGAUUUGUUGUUGAAGCUAUGAAAGAUGAAAACUCAAUGCAGUACAAAAUACUACUCAAGGAAAUGAGCUGAAAAUGUGAUGAAUGUAAAAUAGUUUGUUGAAGAUAGAGACUUCAGACUGUAAAGGUUCACUAUUGCCUCUUAUGUCACAACUAUCACAUGUGUUGGGCAGCAUACUUGUAUCUGUUACAGUUAUAUGUAACAAGAUUGUGUUGUAAUGUCUGUAUUUACCUGGUAUGGCACAUAGUUUAUGAUAAUGAAUACACUAACUGUGUGCAUGUGUAAUAUCUGUUAUUACCUGGUAUGCUACAUCGUUAAUGAUAAUGAAUACACUUACUGUUAACAUGUGUAUUUACCUGGUUUGUUACAUGGUUUAUGAUACUGAAUACACUUACUAUGAACAUGUGUAAUAUCUGUUAUAACCUGGUAUGUUACAUUGUUAAUGAUAAUGAAUAUAUUUACUGUUACAGGUGAAAUCCAUUCAUAAUGGCAAUGACAACUUGUAUUUUGUUUUCCAACUUAUCAAAGGUUAAAUAUGUAUUUCAUCAGAUGAAGAUUUAAAACCGUUUUGAUUUGAAGUAGGUUCUAGCUCUACUGAUGUAUGUUUUCUACAGUAAACACAACAGAAAGAAGUGCUAGUUCAAGUUGAAAUAUCUUUUUUCUAUUUCAUUCACAAAGAAGUGCUAGUUCAGACUGAGAUGUAUAUAAAUAUAAUAGUUUUUCUUUGAAUCCAGUUUCAGCUCUUUAUCUUUUUAUCACAUACUUUCAUUUAGCUGUUUGAUAUUGCCUUACUUAAAUGUAUAUUUUGUACAGUUUUAUUAAGCAGACAUCUCAUGCUCAGAUGUGUAUUAUAUGAUUUUCAAUGCUACUUUAUCUUAAUCUGGCUCUAGAUCAUAACUUUUGAUAUUAAAAGUAUAGAUGAGAUUUGUUGUUCCACAUUUUUAUGCAACAAAAUACUUUGUAUAUUUUUACACCUGUCAGGUCUUACUUAUCCCAUUCUGUUUCCUUGAUAAGCAAUACAGUUGACUCUCUUUAUCUAGAAAAUUCGACCUCUAGUUUUCUUUCUCAAGCGAGAAGCAUGAUAUAAAAAAUUAUCACAAAAAAUAUCAAAUGGUCAAAAAAUAGAAGUAUUUUUAGCCGAUCAAAUAAUUUCAACCAAAAUUUGAACUCACCAAAAGUCAAAAUACAAUUAAACUAUUUUAUAUGAGACAAGUUUUAAGACCACUGGAAAAUAAAAUUUUGAUUCAACUAUGUAUAAGAUAAUGAGAGUCAACUGUAGAAAUGUAAACUAAAUAUGCCCAUGUUAUUAGAUAACAGGAACAUCAAGUGUUUCUCUUGUUCAGCUGUGUGUUUUAGUUUUCAUUCAAUAACCUAAGUAAGCAUUGCACUUUUUUAUGUUAAAUGAGAAAUUAUAGCAUUCAUCUAUUAUUGUGAAUUUUGAAGACUGAACAAAAGUGCAAGAUAGAUUAUUGCAAUUUUAGAAAAAAAACUGCAUAUACAUGUAUAUACUGUAAACCAACUAAUUUUUGUGUGCAAUUUUUUUUUCGCGUCUUUCACAAGUAGAAAAAUAUCACAAAUAUAAAUCGUCUCUAAUAAGUUAGACUUGGAUAUUUCCUUACUUAAUUGCAUCAAGUAAAUUUAAGAAUCACGAAAUUGGAUAGAUAUGGCUAAACCCGAAAUAAAGUAUCCGCGAAAAAAAGUUGGUUUACAGUAUCAGAUAUCAGAAUGUGAGUUCUUAUUAGUGUGAUACUCAUCCAGUUGAAAUAUUCACAUUAGUAAAAACCAUGCAUUAAUUUCACAGCAAUUUUUAAUAGGAAAUGUUGUUAAGGAUUAUCAAGAUCAUGUUCAAAUUUAUGUACUUUUAACAAUUUCAGGGUUGAUUAAUUCCUUGAGUAUGAUUGAGUUUUAUACAAUAUUAGUUUCUUUUGAAAAUUGAGUUCCAAUAUGUCAUUCCAUAAUACUUGUUAUAAUUAUACCAUACUUUUUUGUUUUUCACAUUUUGCACAAAUACUAAGGAUUUCUUCUGAUGAAAGUUGGCAAGUAAAUAUUGCCCGUUAACUCCUAAUUUUAUAAGUAGCAACUGUGCAUAAAAUCUUGGGUAUGUGCCUGGCAUGUUUGGCUAGAGUUUUUUUCAUGUUGUUUGAGUUAAAGAUCUGUUGGUUUUUUUUUAUUUCAAUUGAACAACUUUUUAAAAAUGUAUUGCAAUCGGUUAAAUGUUAUUUUCCACCUUUUUUUAUGUAUCUGCACAAAAGUGGUAUUUGGAUGCAGUUAUAUAAAGAUAAGUUAAGAGAUAGAGUGUGUAUUGGGUUCUGGUAGGCCUUCUUUUUAAGAUAUGCCAAGUUUUUGUUGAAAUUUUAGAUGGCCUUAUCUGUAGAUUAUUCAGUUCAGCCUGGUCAGUUGUAAAUAUUACAACUGUUACUGUAUAUUAGGGAUAUUUCGUCCUUGUUGUUAUUAUAGUAUGAUUGAUAUAGGGCACAGUUUUAUGUUAUUUCACAUUCUGUACAAUUUUUGCUGUUAAUUUUUUAAUUCUUUCUACGCUACAAUGUAUUUUACAGUAACACAUCAGAUUAGUUAAUUUUCAGUGCUGUAGCUGUAGUUAUAAUUGAAUUAAGCUGAUAUUUUACGGUUCCAGGAUGAGAUCUCAAAAUACUUGUAUUGUAGGAAAACUUGAAAAAUGAAGUUUUGUGUUCAAGGGAAGUUUCAAAGCUGAAUUUUUCCAAAAUAUCAUUUAUCAUAUUUAAUUGUUGAGUUCAUAUUUAUCAAAAAAAAGUGUCUGUAUUUUAUAAAUUUAUAUAACUUGAAACAGUUUCAUUUUUCCUUUCACUUAUUCCAAGCAUAGUGUUAAGUGUUGCCAUCAUUUCUCAUUCAUCGUCCUUCUCCAACACAGUUUGAACUAAAAUAUAAUUUAUGGAUUUAUUUUUUUGAAAAUUACAUUAUUAAACUAUAAAAACAUAUGUGGAGCAGGAUCUGUUUACCCUUCUGACGCACAUUUAGGUUUUUGGUGGGGUUUGCAUAUCUCGGUCCAUAGUUUUCUAUGUUCUGUUUUGUAUAGUACAAUUUAUACACAGUACAAUAAAUUAUGAAAUUAAGUUUAUAUCUCAGAUACUCAUUGAUGCUAAUAAUGAAAUCUCACAACAAUGAUCCAAUUUGUUUUUGUUGGGGAUCCUAUUGCUCAAUCUUAAGUAAUCCAUGUUGUCUUUUGUUUACUGUUGUUUAAUUUUCCACUUACGAGUUUGAAUGUUCCUUUGAUAUCUUGCACCUUUCUUUUACAAUUUUAUGUUCUACCUACUAAAGUUGUUUACCCUAAUCUCUUAGUAUGAAGCUAUAUGUUUUUCUAAAUUAUCAGAUAUUGUGUGUAAAUAGUUGUUUUGUUUACAUAAAAAGAAAACUAAACAAAACAUUUUUUAAAUAAAAUUAGGUACACUGAACUUGUUUUCUUGCUACAUGACAAAGUAGGUAAAUUUACUGUUUUUUGUUGAAUUAAUAUUUUGAGUGAUGUCCACUCAUACCAGGGGGGUUCGGGGUUAGAACGACCCCCCCCCCCCCUUGAAAAACAAAUAAGCACUGUUGAAGUCAACAUUCUGUUCGAAUUGUGACUGUCAAAGUUGAGUCCAUGAGUCCAAAUAACUCCCCCUUGGAAAUUCCUGGCUACGGGCCUGCCACUAAGGAAACAAAAGUUGAAAAUUUUGCAAAUGAUAAAAAAAACAUAAUCUUUUUAUCAAGAUAAAAGUAACCAUAUGAUAAAUAUUGGAUUUAUUUCAUUUCAAAAAAGAAGUCCCAGAAAUAAAUUUCUAGAAUAAUGAAGUGACUAUGUUCUACAUUUUACACAUGUUUGUGACAUAUUAUUUUAAGGGGCAGUAAUUGCUGCUUGUGCAGAAGACUAUAUAUCUUUCUUCCAGCAUCAAUAUUAAUCAAAGACUCCAGGUGAUAAAAACAGCUUACUGGUACUGGGUACUUCUAGAUUUUGUUUGUUUGGUAACACUUUAUGUUUUUGUUGUUUUUUAACACAUGUAACAUACAGACAUUGUACAGGCUGAUAAUCAUAUUGAUUGUAAAGACAUGAAAUAUCAUCAUAAAAUCAUGUGUAUUGUAAUUUGUUUAUAGAUCAGAUGGGAUGUAAGUGUUUUAUACAAAAGUCAGAUGUUAUUUCUGGCAUGUUGUAAUAAAGAAAACAAGAGCUUA